This is a messenger RNA of Pan troglodytes (chimpanzee), 3245 nucleotides long. RefSeq names its product zinc finger protein 235 (gene ZNF235). The record is from RefSeq and is a predicted model, not a curated record. Bases 157 to 2373 code for a protein of 738 amino acids. The transcript is spliced from 5 exons. Gene Ontology annotation, biological process: regulation of DNA-templated transcription. NCBI's taxonomy places the organism in Eukaryota, Metazoa, Chordata, Mammalia, Primates, Hominidae.
GACGCUUCCGCUUAGGAAUUCUGGGAAGUGGAGUCCACGAACCGUGGGCACUCGGAGGCACUUCCGCUCCAGGAAGGCGAGGUCGGAUCUGAGAUAGCUCCCAGGGAGGUUCGCUCCCCCGGAACUCUGCCUUUUCCCAGAAGGAGGAGGGGAAAAAUGACCAAGUUCCAGGAGGCAGUGACAUUCAAGGAUGUGGCUGUGGCCUUCACUGAGGAGGAGCUGGGGCUGCUGGACUCUGCCCAGAGGAAGCUAUACCGAGAUGUGAUGCUGGAGAACUUUAGGAACCUGGUUUCAGUGGGACAUCAGUCCUUCAAACCAGAUAUGAUAUCCCAGUUGGAGAGGGAAGAAAAGCUUUGGAUGAAGGAGCUUCAAACCCAAAGAGGUAAGCAUUCAGGAGACAGGAAUCAAAAUGAGAUGGCAACUCUUCACAAAGCAGGAUUAAGGUGCUUUUCACUGGGAGAGCUUUCAUGCUGGCAAAUCAAGAGACACAUUGUGAGCAAAUUAGCCAGAAGUCAAGACUCCAUGAUAAAUAUUGAAGGAAAGAGCUCUCAGUUCCCCAAGCACCAUGAUUCCCCCUGUCAAGUGGGAGCAGGAGAAUCUAUUCAAGCUUCUGUGGAUGACAACUGUCUAGUGAAUCACAUAGGGGAUCAUUCCAGUAUCAUAGAAAAUCAAGAAUUUCCAACUGGGAAAGUUCCGAAUUCUUGGAGUAAAAUAUAUCUGAAUGAGACACAGAAUUAUCAGAGAAGUUGUAAGCAGACUCAGAUGAAAAACAAAUUAUGUAUAUUCGCUCCAUAUGUUGACAUUUUCAGUUGUAUUUCACACCACCAUGAUGAUAAUAUAGUGCACAAAAGAGAUAAAGUUCAUAGCAAUAGUGAUUGUGGUAAAGAUACCCUAAAGGUAUCACCUCUUACCCAGCGUAGUAUUCACACAGGACAGAAAACCUACCAGGGUAAUGAAUGUGAAGAAGCCUUCAAUGAUAGCUCCAGUCUUGAACUUCAUAAGCAGGUACACUUGGGAAGGCAGUCUCCAGCGUGUAGUACACAUGAGAAGGACACCAGUUAUAGCUCAGGUAUUCCUGUUCAACAAAGCGUUCGUACUGGGAAAAAACGCUAUUGGUGUCAUGAAUGUGGUAAAGGUUUCAGUCAGAGCUCAAAUCUGCAAACUCAUCAGAGAGUCCACACAGGGGAGAAACCCUAUACAUGCCACGAGUGUGGUAAGAGCUUUAAUCAGAGCUCACAUCUUUAUGCUCAUUUGCCUAUUCACACAGGAGAGAAGCCCUAUAGAUGUGACAGUUGUGGGAAGGGCUUCAGUCGUAGCACAGAUCUUAACAUUCAUUGCAGAGUUCACACUGGAGAGAAACCUUAUAAAUGUGAGGUGUGUGGGAAGGGCUUCACUCAGAGAUCACAUCUCCAGGCCCAUGAAAGAAUUCACACUGGAGAGAAACCAUAUAAAUGUGGGGAUUGUGGUAAACGCUUUAGUUGUAGCUCAAAUCUUCAUACCCAUCAGCGAGUCCACACUGAAGAAAAACCAUACAAAUGUGAUGAGUGUGGUAAGUGCUUUAGUUUGAGCUUUAAUCUUCAUAGUCAUCAACGAGUCCACACAGGAGAAAAACCAUAUAAAUGUGAAGAGUGUGGUAAGGGUUUUAGUUCAGCCUCAAGUUUCCAGAGCCAUCAGAGGGUCCAUACAGGAGAGAAACCAUUUCGAUGCAACGUGUGUGGGAAAGGCUUCAGUCAGAGUUCAUACUUUCAAGCACAUCAGAGAGUCCACACUGGAGAAAAACCAUACAAAUGUGAAGUGUGUGGGAAGCGCUUCAAUUGGAGCUUGAAUCUUCACAAUCAUCAGAGAGUCCACACCGGAGAGAAACCCUACAAAUGUGAAGAGUGUGGUAAGGGUUUCAGUCAGGCCUCAAAUCUUCAAGCCCAUCAGAGCGUCCACACUGGGGAAAAACCAUUCAAGUGCGAUGCAUGUCAGAAGCGAUUCAGUCAGGCCUCACACCUUCAAGCCCAUCAGAGAGUCCACACCGGAGAGAAACCAUAUAAAUGUGACACUUGUGGUAAGGCCUUCAGCCAGAGGUCAAAUCUUCAAGUCCAUCAGAUAAUUCACACUGGAGCGAAACCAUUUAAAUGUGAGGAAUGUGGGAAAGAAUUCAGUUGGAGUGCUGGUCUCAGUGCCCAUCAGAGGGUCCACACGGGAGAGAAACCCUAUACGUGUCAGCAGUGUGGGAAGGGCUUCAGUCAGGCCUCACAUUUUCACACACACCAGAGAGUCCACACUGGAGAGAGGCCUUACAUAUGUGAUGUCUGUUGUAAGGGCUUCAGUCAGAGGUCACAUCUCGUCUACCAUCAGAGAGUCCACACUGGAGGGAAUCUGUAGAAAUGAGAGGUGUGGUUCAGCCUUCAGUUAGAGCUCACAUCUUUGUCUCCGCUGGGAAGUCCAUGCUGAUGAUUGUGAAAAGUUCCUUUAAAACUAGAAGCUUCAAAGAAUCUUGACAGGAAAGAAGUCUCUCAAAUGCUGUGUUUUAGACUUGGUUAGGACAUGAAUUCUUUACAAACAUCAUAUUUCACAGAUGCGAGAAAACUUUGUUCUGUAAAUAUGAUCAGUGUUUAUAUCAGAGUACCAUGUGUCCCAGUUCUCAAGAUGUAACACAGCAGAAAAGUCUUGUCGGCGUCUGCCCAGGAGAGAGGCCUUCCUUUAACAAAAGUAUGAUUGACAGAAAAAAUGGAUGUCAACUAAAAUGUAACCUCUAUGUAAGGAGGUGUUUUUCACCACUCUAUCUCUACCAUGUAGAAUUGUGCUUGGCUCAUAAUAGGGCCCAGCAAUUUACUGAAGAAAGUGAAGAAAAUACCUAUAAUUAGGACAAAUACUUGAAAAUUCUAGUCUGUUUUCUACUCUAAAUUUAUAUUAAUUUAUAUUCAAAAGGAAUCCUGCAAGUAGCCUUAAUAACGUUAGUUUCAGUAAGUACUGAAAAGUAUAUAAUACUGCCAUCCAUACUAACACAAAUUUGGAAAAAAGACAUGAAUGGCUCCCAUCCUUCAGCCUUAGUUCUUUGUACAGUGUAUCAUCAGUUGUGUACAGUAUGAUUUUUAGUGCCAUUAGUUUAUAGACUGAACAAUACUGUUUUUAUCUAAUGUGACCCUGCAAUUUACAUGAUUGGAAUUUUUGGACACUAAGCUGUACUGUAACUCUGAAAGUGUUAAAAGUAGUUACUGAUGACAAAAAGUUUCUUAGUAAACUUGAAUUGUUAA